Colletotrichum destructivum is the source of this 765-nucleotide messenger RNA. RefSeq lists its product as uncharacterized. Lineage: Eukaryota; Fungi; Ascomycota; Sordariomycetes; Glomerellales; Glomerellaceae. The transcript has 2 exons. Bases 1 to 765 code for a protein of 254 amino acids. The record is from RefSeq and is a predicted model, not a curated record.
AUGACUGUCAGUAACCAGGCAGCGCAGCAGCAGCGCGUCGAAAUGCCCCUUCCACGAAAGCUACCAGCCAUACUAGCCCUCUCAGCCAGUGUCAGCGUACUGCUGAGCUCGAUUCUGGCUAUAGCUUUCAAGAUGGACUCUUACACCUCGUACAAGAAGGAAACCGAUAGUUCGCCGAAUGGAGUUGGGACAAAGAGCAGCCCAAUGAGGGGAUCUGGCGGAUGGAUCUACGUUUAUCCGGAGCAUCUUGUGCCAGUCACCCACGCACCGCUUGUUCUCGCUGCUAGCUUUGGCUUGUUGGUAGGGUUGGCCGCAACCUGCCUCAUUGGUUGGUCCAUGGUCAAGAAACGAGUGUUGCUGGUCACUUUCACCUAUCAAAUUGCUCUCCUUGCCGUAUUAACCGCCAAUGCCCUUGUAGCUACGAUCACCAUGAUCUACAUGUUGGUUCAGCAUUCCCACAGUGCCCACUUCAACCCCGAUUACGAGAUGACCACGGCCUACUAUGAUUAUGGACUUUUCACCCUGGAGGCCUGGGCGUGCGAGAGCCCCCGUUACGUUGAUGCUUUCAGAGAUUCCGAAUAUCUUAGCUUGGUACAGCAGUGUACAACUGAAAGAGCAAGUCGCGGCCUGGCAAUUGUGUUGUGUUUCUUUUGUCUAGCACUGCUGGGACUUCUGGGAUGGGAUCUCAACAGGACGCAGUUUGUUUUGGCAAAGAAGCAGCGGAGAACCAGGAAUAGUUGGGAAGACGAUGGAUGGGGACACUGA